CAACAAUCAUUGUGGUAUGUAUCGCCAUUUUUAGGUACAUCGACGCGUUUCAUAUUCAAUUGAAUUCAACUUAUAUUGGGUUGACAUGCUGAAAACGAACUGCCUCGGCUCUUGGCUAGGCCUUGUGGUUGCGGCUUCGGUGCUUUGGCCAGCGACCCUCAUCAACGGCUAUGACAAAGAAAUGACUGUGUAUGUGGAUGCCGGCAAAAAAGAGUGCCUGUACCACAACGUCAAGGUGGGUGAGAUAAUCGAUUUCGAAUACCAGGUAAUAGAUGGUGGUCACGGUGAUCUGGAUAUCAGCUUUGCGCUCCUCGAUCCCAUCGGCCUGGUCAUCGUGAGCGACUACAAGAAGCCGGAGAAUAUGCACCAGCACGAGGUGCAAAAGGAGGGCGACUACCGAUUCUGCUUCGAUAAUAGCUUCAGCAUGUUUAAUCGCAAAACUGUCUUCUUCGAGUUGAUAGUGGAGCGCGAAGGCGAUCAAAAUCAUGGCGACGACCAAUGGAAGGACGAGUUAACGGGCCUAACGCCCGACGAGUAUUACGAGAUGAAGGUGCAGGACAUCAUGGAUUUCAUUGGCCGCAUACGCAUGCAACUGACCAAGGCACGCCAGCUGCAGGAUGUGCUGCGCUCACAUGAGGCGCGCGAUCGCAAUCUGGCCGAGGCCAACUUCCAAAAGGUGAACAACUGGUCCCUGGUGCAGAUCAGUGCCAUGAUCGGCGUUGGACUCAUCCAGGUGUUUAUGCUGCGCAGCAUAUUCGAGACGCAUGGCCGGAUGCAUCAGCUGUGGCGCAAAUUGGGCAUUUGAUGAGGUUAAUCGUCGAUCCACUCUAGCGUUUACCAAAGAAGUUGUUUGCAUUUAAUCAUUUACCACGUAGAGGAUGCAAAUUGUUAAUUAUUAGUCACAAACUCUUUAUCAACAACAUAGUUACUAGCAUUAAUUAGGUUCUGAGUGUGUCUGCGUGUGUGUGUGUGUCUGAGUGUGCAGGUGUGUGUGUGUGCAUUUAUUAUACAAAAGCAAUUGUAAUAUAAGUUAAGCCAUUGGGAUCGGGCGAGCGAUCUUUAAUAAAUAAAGCGUUGAUGUAGAGGAAAAAUAA
Messenger RNA from Drosophila arizonae, 1094 nucleotides. RefSeq names its product transmembrane emp24 domain-containing protein opossum (gene opm). The record is from RefSeq and is a predicted model, not a curated record. Lineage: Eukaryota; Metazoa; Arthropoda; Insecta; Diptera; Drosophilidae.